AUUUGAUUUCUCUCACAAGCAUUAAACUUACAGCCCAUGUGCUGCGAUAUUACCUUUGUAGAUUAUUUAUUUCCAAAAAAAUAAGCAUGGUCAAAACUCGUUCUGGAGGAGUCGCCAGCGACUCUAAAUCAGCUUACAGACCUACGACAGAAAAUUCUCCAUCUCUCGGCAAGUCAUCCGCAGCAAAGACGGAUACAACGCUUGCACAUAAGAUUCGAAAAACCAUUGACGAAUAUGGAAGCCUACCCUUAGAUGGAAUUCCAGUGAAACACCCUCUGGAGCCCAAGCCAGAGACUUUACUGGCUAUAGUCAUCCAUUCAAUGCUGCGAUCUACACGCAUCUCGCAUGAACUAGCACAAAAAGCUUCUGCUAGAGUUAUGGAAGCAGGUUAUCAUGACAUUGAAACUCUGACCAACACUUCCUGGGACGAGAAAGUCCAGGUGCUGUCUGAGGGUGGCUAUAACCGGUAUCGUGAGAGCGCUGCAACGAAGCUAGGUGAUUUGGCCAAUUUGGUGAAUGAUAAAUACGAUGGCGAUCUGAAUAAUUUGCUCAAAAAGGCAGGGAAUAACCCAGAGCGUGUGCGUCAGCUCGUCCGAGAAAUUAAGGGAUUUGGCGAUGUGGCUACCGACCUCUUCUGCGACGACGCACAGGCUGUCUGGCCAGCUCUGGCGCCUACUAUUGAUCAUCGAAGUCUUGACACAGCUGAGGAGGUCGGUAUCGGGAGGGAUAUCGGGGCCAUUUAUGCGUUGUUGGGCCACGAUCCAGUUGAGAUGAGCAGGUUGGCACGAGGUCUUUCGAAUGUGAGGCUAUCCAAGAGAACGGGCGAUAUCGAGCAGGAGGAAUAAACAGUGGACGUGUAUAUGUUAUUUUUACACAUAUGUAUUGGUGGGUACUAUAUGGGGUAGAUGGGGUACCGUUAUCGUUAUCAACUUCAAGGCUUCCGCGUGUCCACUAUUUAGUUGUGGCUUUCCCCAGACUCGGUCCGAGAGCGCCGAAUAUCCGAGGGUACUGCGCAAUUCAGAC
Molecule: messenger RNA, 1023 nt
Organism: Talaromyces proteolyticus
Lineage: Eukaryota; Fungi; Ascomycota; Eurotiomycetes; Eurotiales; Trichocomaceae
Exons: 2
Coding region: 87-845 (252 amino acids)
Biological process (GO): DNA repair
Molecular function (GO): catalytic activity
Source: RefSeq, a predicted model, not a curated record